Messenger RNA from Stereum hirsutum FP-91666 SS1, 4106 nucleotides. RefSeq names its product beta-glucan synthesis-associated. NCBI's taxonomy places the organism in Eukaryota, Fungi, Basidiomycota, Agaricomycetes, Russulales, Stereaceae. Gene Ontology annotation, molecular function: glucosidase activity. The transcript is spliced from 14 exons. Gene Ontology annotation, cellular component: endoplasmic reticulum membrane; plasma membrane. Bases 1442 to 3265 code for a protein of 607 amino acids. The record is from RefSeq and is a predicted model, not a curated record. Gene Ontology annotation, biological process: (1->6)-beta-D-glucan biosynthetic process; fungal-type cell wall organization.
AACAUGUCUCUCGCCCCUUCGCCCUCUGCCAGUCGUGGCGAACUCGUUCUUCAGCCAGCCUACUUCACCUCGUCGCUCUUCGUCGAACCUUUCCGCGCCGACGUACAAAGUCUCAUCGACCUCUUUGUUUCCGGCUACACACAGGCACCGAAGCCGUUCGAGUUCUUCAAGCAGCUAUGGACGGAACGUGGAUGGAUUUGGUUUCAUCUGAAGGUAUUCGAUGCGCGCACGCGGGAGACAUUUUUGCGUGUAACUUGCAGACUUUUCGUUGAGAAAUUGGUUGGGACGGAGCCACCUUUGCAUAGAGUGGUCGCGCUUUUCGCGCUCUACACCUUUUUCCUCACGCAGCCGUCAGAAACCCAUCCUCCUUUACACUCGAUCAAUCACAUAGAAAUUGCCAUCGACACGUACACCGAACUUCUCAGUCUACCGACCACCCUCACCGACUCACUCGCAUCACUUGCUCCCUACGUCGUCCACACGCUAUCCGAACUCCUCUCGAAAGAAGUCUUCCACAUCCUACCCCACUCGUCCCUCGGUCCCUACAAUCCACGCACCCUCCCGCGCGAGGUCUUCGUUCCGGAUGGGGUCAACACGCUCGAGCUCGGUCCACAAGCCAGUACUUCGAAAGCAGGUCAGAAAGCAGGCGCGAAGAAAGGACGGCCGUCAAAGAACGAGAAGCUGAAGAAGGCACGAGACGCGGUAGUAGGGCUCGAGAAGUGGCUGGACAAGACAGGGCAUGACGUAGAUGGGGUAGAGGGCCAAUCGCCAGCAACAACACACGUCCUGAUCUCGAACGCCCCGAGCACGUCGCGCACGACCUAUCAAACGCAGAAGAAGGAGCUGCUGGACGGGAUACUUUCUGAUUCGGAUGGUUGGAACGAGGGAGAGCAGGCUUUGAAUCGGGCAAACAUGGCGGUACUGGGGCGAUUAAAAGAGAUCGAUAGGCGAGCAGCAGAGAGGGGUCUGGAGGUCGGGGGAGAAGGCGGAGAGAGCACAGGGUUGGGAAGAGUCGAAAAAGCUGCAGAGGAACUGGGCACGAGCGAGAGGAGGGCUAAAGGCGGGAUUCUGGGGUUGUUAGAAGGGGGUGGUCUGGCAGAUAGCUGAGAGAAUAUAUUGUGCGCUAUUUCUUUCGGCUGCUGUGUUGUGGUCGCUGUACGCGUCGACGGUCGGAGGCAACGGGGUGCGUGGAAAGCCGCCGAUGCUUGGCAUGGCGGGGGAUGGCUUAUGUAAUGAUCGCGUUGUUGUGCGUUUCCAAAACGGGGCCUGGAGAUCACACCGUACUUCUCGCCCCCGACUCGACGUCGACUUGUCCUUCUCCUCAUCCUCCUCCUCCCGCCUUGUCAACGACCCCCUCUCCGUCCUCACUACUCAAGCCGCUACAGGCAGCUAGUCCACUCUUUGCCCUUUUUCUUCGCUUUUUCUUCGCUUUUUCCCCGCCAUGGCGGCCCCAGAGAUGCGGUACUACCCCGCCGCGAAUACCCCCUCGACAACCAACCUCUUAGCCCCGAAUGCGAGAGGCCCGGGCGUGCAGGCCGCGCUCGCUCAAGGGUCAAGAAAUGCCACGCCCAUGUCCAGCACCACCUCUCUCAAUGACUCUCCAUACCCAGCCGGACAAGCAGGCGGCAUGUCACACUCGUCUAUGACAGACAAGUUCUCACUUUCGCCAGACCCAGCUUCGUGGGGUGCUGACUUAUCCCCCAACAACCGCGAGCCAGACGACUACCUCCACAACCCAGAUCCUAGACGAGACCGAAAGAACGACCAAGGCGGAAACGUCUUCACUGCUCGUGGUAUCGCCAACCUGGGCUGUCUCGCCCUCAUCGCCCUCGGCAUCUUCGCUCUCUUUGCUGGUUAUCCUGUAGCAUCAUAUGUCACAAAACACGGUCUUUCGCUGCAAGGCGGUUUCAACAUCGGUGGGACCAACGCCUCUGGCCAGAUCCCGAGUAUGAAUGGUAACUGGGGCCUCAUUGAUCUCGAAACACCUGACUACGCCAAGACACGAAAGUCAUUCAUGGACGACACCCAAGAGCUGGUCCUCGUCUGGUCGGACGAGUUCAACGUCGACGGCCGGACAUUCUAUCCCGGCGACGACCCGUACUGGGAGGCUGUUGAUUUGCAUUACUGGCAGACCAACAACUUGGAGUGGUAUGAUCCUGCGGCUGUUACCACCAAGGAUGGCGCUCUUGAGAUCACCUUGUCCGCAAAGGAGACGCAUGAUCUGAACUAUCAGGGCGGUAUGAUCCAGACCUGGAACAAGUUUUGCUUUACCGGUGGAAUCGUCGAGACCGCUGUCACGCUUCCUGGUACGAAUAACAUCGUGGGUCUCUGGCCUGCAGUGUGGACCAUGGGCAAUCUCGGCCGUGCAGGUUUCGGUGCUUCUCUGGAGGGCAUGUGGCCGUACACAUAUGAUAGUUGUGAUGUUGGUACAGUGGCGAAUCAGUCCGUCAAUGGGCUCCCUACUGCCGCCCUGGAGAACGGUGAUGCUGGAAAUGGUGGCCUUUUGUCGUUCCUUCCUGGUCAGCGCCUCUCGCGCUGCACAUGCACAGGCGAAUCACACCCAGGUCCUAUGCACGAGGAUGGAACGUAUGUCGGAAGGUCGGCUCCUGAAAUCGAUAUUUUCGAGGCUCAGAUUACGGGAACUCCACUCACUGGCCAGGUCUCCCAAUCUGGACAGUUUGCUCCGUUCAACGCUGCUUACACCUGGCCAAACACCACCGACAAUUUGUCCAUUUACAACUCCACGAUCACCGAGCUGAACAGUUAUAAGGGUGGUGUCUACCAGCAGGCUGUCUCGGGUGUCACGCAGACAGAGCAGGGUUGUUAUGAGCUUGAGACCGGUUGUUUCGCUGUUUACGGUAUCGAGUAUAAGCCUGGUUUCGAUGACGCUUACAUCACCUGGAUCGCAUCGAACACGUCGGCGUGGACGGUUAAGGCCUCUGGCAUGGGAGCAGACACCGCAGCGGAGAUCGGGCCCCGUGCUAUACCCCAGGAGCCUUUGUACCUGCUCGCGAACUUGGGAAUGUCGACCAAUUUCGGUACCGUGGACUUGGACCACUUGACUUUCCCUGCGGUCAUGCGUAUCGAUUAUAUCCGGGUGUACCAGUACUCCGACUCGAUAAACAUCGGUUGCGAUCCUCCCGACUUCCCAACGGCGACAUACAUCAACGAGUACAUCGAGGCGUACACAAACCCGAACUUCACCACCUGGAAGGACGACUACGGACAGCCGUUCCCCAAGAACUCGUUCUUGGACCAAUGCUAGUCCAUGUCCUGAAUCCCGUCUACCGUCGUCUCGUCUCGCUCGCUUUCAUGUUGUCGCUCUCUCAUCACAAGCAUACCACAUGCACGUACGCUCGUAUGGUCCGUUGUCCGUUGUCCCCAGGGCUUCCGCUACCGUCACACGCCGCUGUAUUCCUCCUUGCUCCCGGUCCGCGCCCCUCGGUUUUGCACAUUUCUCUUUCGCGAUGUUUGAUGGUAAUGGCUUUGGGCUUUGGGCUCUGGGCUCUGAUCUUCAAUCCCCUCGCUUGCCUCCUUCUCACGUCACGCAGGACAGUUCGGUUUUUCAGCUUUUUGAGUGAUGAUCCCUAGUUAGUUUCUUGUCCCAUAGUCUUUCCUUCACUUCCUUUUUUCUUCUUCAAAUUUUUUUAGCUAUUGCUUUGUUUAAAACAACCUUCAGCGUCUUCUCCCUAGCUUAGAUUUGGUACCGAUGCCACGCACGCAUUCUUCUUGUCCUUUUUCCUUUUUGUUCGAGUUUCCUAAACACUUCAAUCCAAUUUCAAUGGAGACGUAUAUCCCCCUUUCAAUCGGUCUCGCGCCUUUUUUUCAUUUCAAUGAAUGAAUGAAUUACUUCUUCCCCGUCGAUACCUAGCCUACCCUACUUCAGUACUGAACCCGUGCAACGUACGUGACGCAUGGCCAUGGGAGCCACCAGGGUCCAGCUGGAUUGUUGUGACAUGGACCCAGCUGUAGCUCUGAAUACGAGGACUCGAGGACUUUUUUGAGCGUGAAUGUCGUGGACUUGAUGGAGGGGUCUGCAUUGCGUUUUUUUUUGUUGGAUUCGAUUGGCCACAGACUAAUUCUUGGUAACUUGCUGCAAGGCCGAG